Molecule: messenger RNA, 2304 nt
Organism: Eimeria necatrix
Lineage: Eukaryota; Apicomplexa; Conoidasida; Eucoccidiorida; Eimeriidae
Exons: 2
Coding region: 1-2304 (767 amino acids)
Source: RefSeq, a predicted model, not a curated record
AUGGCGGACAGCAGCAGCAGCAGCAGCCGGCAGCAGCAGCAGCAGCAGCAGCAGCAGCAGCAGCAGCAGCAGCCGCAACUCAACCCGCCCAGCAGCAGCACACACACCCCAAAGGCGAAGACCAGCCGCAGAAAAAUUGCUCGUCACCGGCGGCACCGCCAGCAGCAGCAGCAGCAGCAGCAGCAGCAGCAGCAGCAGCAGCGGCUGCUGCAGCAGCAGCAUCACGGGUGCCAGGCUGAGCCAGAGCAGCAAAUGGCCCCAAUGGCUGCUGAAAUGGAGGCAGCAGCUGCUGCUGUUGCUGCAGCAAAUGGCGCAGCAGCGGAGACAGCUGCAGCCUCGGAAGCAACAGCAGCAGCAGCAGCAGCAGCAGUAGCUGCGGGCGAAGCAAUACUUGAUGAGUUAUUAGCCCCAGUUGUCAGCAGCAAUGCCAGCAGCAGCUGCAUGCACAGCAGCAGCAGCAGCUUCAUCAGCAGUUGCAUCUACAGCAGCAGCAGCAGCUUCAGCAGCAACAGCGGCAGCAACAGCUUCAGCAGCAACAGCAGCAGCAACAGCUUCAGCAGCAGCAGCAGCAGCAGCAGCUGCAGCAGUCACGAAGAGCCCACGGGGAGUCCCCGUGCUGCUUCAUCUGCGUGUGCAUCUCCUUCUGCUGCAGCUGCUGCUGCACCUCGUGCUGCUGCGAUGUCACCGCCUACUGCUGCUGCUGCUGCUGCUGCUGCUGCUGCUGCUCAUUCUCCCUCUGCUGCUGCAGCAGCCGUUGCUGCACAGGGCACACGCCGCAGCGCCCAGGGCCGCGGACACAAAAGGCAGCAAAGAGAGCAGCAGCAGCAGCUGCUGCUGCAGCAAAGAGAAGGCCAAGACAGGGCACAGCAGCAACAGCAACAUACUGAGGAAUUAAACAAUCAACAGCAGCAACAGCAGCAGCAGCAGGAGCCGCACAAGCGGCGAAGUGUCUCACCACCGCAGCAGCAGCAGACAGCACUGUGGCAGCUGCAGACGCAGCAGCAGCAGCAGCAGCAGCAGCAGCAGGCUGCAGCACUAGAGUCGGAAUUCCAGCAGCAGCAACAACCCAAAGUGCACAUUGUCCCUCUUAAACAGUGCCAGCAGCAACAGCAGCAGCAGCUGCUGCAAGAAGAGCAGCAGCAGCAGCAGCAGCAGCUGGAACACCAGCUGCAGGAACAGGAGCAGCAGCAGCACGAGCAUCAGAACCAGCACCAGCUGCAGGAGAAUCAGCAGCAGCAGCAGCAGCAGCAGCAGCAGGAACAGCAGCAGCAGCAGCAGCAACGGCAGCCGCAGCAGGGAGCUCGUGUCCGGCUGCAGCGCCGCGAGAAAUCGAAACCGCUCGAGGCGCAGCAGCAGCAGCAGCAGCAGCAGCAGCAACAGCAACAGCAGCAGCAACAGCAACAGCAGCAGCAACAGCAGCAGCAGCAACAGCAGCAACAGGAGGAAGGCCUGUUGCAGAAGCAGCUGUUAAGAGAUAAGUGGGUGGGGCAAGCUGCCCAGUUAAUCAAACUGAAGCAAAAACAGCACCAGCAGGAGCUGCAGCAGCAGCUGCAGCAGCAGCAGCAGAAGCUGGAGCAGCAGCAGCAGCUGCAGCAGCAGCAGAAGCUGGAGCAGCAGCAGCAGCUGCAGCAGCAGCAGCAACUUGAGGAUAUGGGAGAUGAGCUUCACCGAGAAAACGAGGCACCAGGAGUGCAGCAGCAGCAGCAGUUAGGGUCUCCUUCACAGCAGCAGCAACAGCAAGAGAAGGAGCAGCAAGAGCAAGAGCAGCACGAAAAGCAGCAGCAGCGCAUUCCGGCUUCGCGCUGCUCUGCUGCUGGUGCUGCUGCUUACUUUUCGCUGCUUUGCUGCAGAGAAGCAGAAAUGAGCAGCAACUUGCAGCAGCAGGAAGCAGCAAAUCUGAACAGGCUGCGGCUGGGGCUUUCCAACGGCAUAACUCGCACUGUGUCUUGCUACGACUUCCCCGCUGCUGCUGCUGCUGCUGCUGCUGCUGCUGCUGCUGCCAGGGCGCAGCAGCGCGCCGCAGCCGCCAAACAACGAGGCAGGCAGCAGCAGCAGCAGCAGCAGCAGCAGCAGCACAGCACCUUCGGCGCAGCAGUUUCUGGCUUUUUUCAGUGGCUUGCUGCGCCAGUGGAAGCCGCCCAUGCGCACCAGCAGCAGCAGCAGCAGCAGCAGCAGCAGCAGCGGCAAGACAGCCGAGGCAAACAGCAGCCGCAGCAGGAGAAAGAGCCGCAGCACACCAGCUUUGACAAGCAGCAGCAAACGCAGCAGCAGCAGCAGCAGCGGCAGCAAGCAGCCUUUCCGUGA